AUGUCAAAGAAGAGUGCUAGCAGCCGAGCUAAGGGAGAAAAACCUGAUGCCUUAGCUGCCUUACAAGCUGCCAAUGAAGAGCUCAGGACAAAACUCACAGACAUUCAAAUAGAGCUCCAACAAGAAAAGAGUAAGAUGGAGGAGAUAAAAUUUAAAGACAGAGCAGUCUACGUGCUGGAAAGAGAGUUAGGGGUUCAAGCCGGGCAUGCUCAGAGACUUCAGCUCCAAAAGGAGGCUUUAGAUGAACAACUUUCCCAGAUCAAAGAGUCUGAUCGGCAUCUGAGCAGCCCCAAACGGGAACUUCCUUAUGCAAGUGGUGCAGGAGACGCUUCAGAUCAUUCAGGAAGCCCCGAACAGCAGCUGGAUGAAAAAGAUGCCCGGCGUUUCCAACUUAAAAUUGCUGAGCUAAGUGCAAUCAUCCGGAAACUGGAAGAUCGGAAUGCAUUGCUGUCAGAAGAAAGAAAUGAGCUUUUAAAACGUCUAAGAGAAGCAGAAAGUCAAUAUAAACCUCUCCUGGACAAAAAUAAGCGUCUCAGUAGGAAGAAUGAAGAUUUAUCCCAUGCCUUACGUCGAAUGGAAAAUAAAUUAAAAUUUGUAACUCAAGAGAACAUAGAAAUGAGACAAAGGGCUGGGAUAAUAAGGAGACCAAGCUCUUUAAAUGACCUUGACCAGAGUCAAGAAGAAAGAGAAGUUGAAUUUCUGAGGCUACAAAUUAUUGAACAGCAAAAUAUCAUAGAUGAACUCUCUAAGGAACGGGAUAAGCUUUUAAGGUAUAGGAAACAAAGGAAGAAAAUGACAAAACUCCCUAAGAAGCCGGUUGUGGAGACAUUUUUUGGCUAUGAUGAAGAAGCUUCUCUGGAGUCUGAUGGUUCUUCUAUCUCGUAUCAAACUGACAGAACAGAUCAAACUCCUUGCACUCCUGAUGAUGACUUGGAAGAGGGCAUGGCCAAAGAAGAAACAGAACUGAGAUUUCGGCAGUUGACAAUGGAAUAUCAGGCUUUGCAACGAGCAUACGCUUUGUUGCAAGAACAGGUCGGAGGAACAUUGGAUGCAGAACGAGAAGUUAAGACGCGUGAGCAGCUCCAAGCAGAAAUACACAGAUCACAAGCUCAAAUAGAGGACCUAGAAAAGGCACUUGCUGAGCAGGGACAGGACAUGAAGUGGAUUGAGGAGAAGCAAGCAUUAUAUAGAAGAAAUCAAGAACUUGUAGAAAAGAUAAAACAAAUGGAAACAGAAGAAGCUCGGUUAAAACAUGAUGUUCAGGAUGCUAAAGAUCAAAAUGAACUCCUGGAGUUCAGAAUAUUAGAGCUUGAAGAGAGAGAAAGAAGAUCACCUGCUAUCAACUUUCAUCACAUUCCUUUUACUGAGGGGAAAAGUCCUCUCCAAGUUUACUGUGAGGCAGAAGGUGUAACGGAUAUACUAGUAGCGGAGCUAAUGAAAAAGUUGGACAUUUUAGGGGAUAACGCCAAUCUGACCAACGAGGAGCAAGUAGUUGUCAUACAAGCAAGGACAGUUCUGACACUGGCUGAAAAGUGGCUACAGCAGAUCGAAGUGACAGAAUCUGCACUACAGCAAAAGAUGCUAGAUCUUGAGAAUGAAAAGGAGCUAUUUAGUAAACAAAAGGGCUACUUGGAUGAUGAACUUGACUACAGGAAACAGUCUUUGGAUCAAGCACACAAGCAAAUUCUGGAAUUAGAAGCCAUGCUCUAUGAUGCCCUGCAGCAGGAAGCUGGAGCCAAAAUGUCUGAAAUUCUUUCAGAAGAGGAGAAAAGCAAGCUGAAGAAUGCUGUAGAGCAAUGGAAGCGACAAGUUAUGAGUGAACUCCGAGAGAGAGAUGCCCAGAUUCUACGUGAAAGAAUGGAGCUCAUUCAACAUGCACAGCAGAGAAUUAAGGAGCUAGAAGAAAGAAUUGAAGGUCAAAAAAGGCAGAUAAAAGAAUUAGAAGAAAAGUUUUUAUUUUUGUUUUUAUUUUUCUCUUUAGCUUUCAUUCUUUGGUCAUAG
Terrapene triunguis (Three-toed box turtle) is the source of this 2001-nucleotide messenger RNA. RefSeq names its product Janus kinase and microtubule interacting protein 3 (gene JAKMIP3). The transcript is spliced from 19 exons. Lineage: Eukaryota; Metazoa; Chordata; Testudines; Emydidae. The record is from RefSeq and is a predicted model, not a curated record. The coding region runs from base 1 to 2001 and encodes 666 amino acids. Gene Ontology annotation, molecular function: microtubule binding; kinase binding.